GACGCCUGAGCCGAAACGCUUCCCCAGUGUGUGUGUGUGUCAGUGCAGACACACACACCCUCUCCCUCGUCAGUCUCAGUUAUCAGAUAUUUCUACCCUGCCUGGUCCGGAACCCUGCCAGCCAAGCGGAUAAUGGCCCUACUCUCUCUCCAGUUACCCCUCAGAGUGUAAGGAGCCGAGACCACGUCUCACACACACACACACACACACACACACACACACACACACACACACACACACACACACAGACACUUCCCUGACAGCUCUGCUGGGUGAUGACAUCAUGACCGGGGCGUUACUGAACGGGGGGAAAUGCGGCAGACACACACACUCCUCGAUUCUCGCUCCUCUGACGCCCGAAGUCUUCGAACACAAAUCGCUAGAGAUGGAGGCAGCUUCGGUCCACAAAGCUUCCUGUGUUUGGAUUUGUAUUAACAGUUAUCAGCCUUACUCCCACACCCCUUCCCAACCCCGGUGCCUCUAGAGGGGCCCGUCGACCCAGGAUGCAGGGGGGCUCUGGUGCGGCCCAGCCCCAGCCACGAUGCCCAUCACCCAGGAGAACGCUCUGAGCCACAUCCGUCUACUGGAGGACUGGCUCCUGGUGGCCCAGACCAGGUACGAGGAUCACUAUGGAGACCCAGACCAGCAGUCCACCACCAGCAGAGACCCAGACCAGCAGUCCACCACCAGCAGAGACCCAGACCAGCAGUCCACCACCAGCAGAGACCCAGACCAGCAGUCCACCACCAGCAGAGACCCAGACCAGCAGUCCACCACCAGCAGAGACCCAGACCAGCAGUCCACCACCAGCAGAAACCCAGACCAGCAGUCCACCACCAGCAGAGACCCAGACCAGCAGUCCACCACCAGCAGAGACCCAGACCAGCAGUCCACCACCAGCAGAGACCCAGAUCAGGACUCGUACCAGGAGUCAGAACACGAGGAGGACGCCUGCAGCGCGGUCAACAGCGGCGGCUACAGACGUACCAGCGGAGACAUGUCUCUAUGUCGGGCCGCUAUACAGAAACUGGUGGAAUACAUCCAGCUCAACUUCCCAGAGGAAGGAGAGAUCCAGAGAACCGCCCUCCGACCCACGAUGCCGUGCGGAGGUGUGGACGCGGAGGUGCGAGCCGUGUGUCUCACCGAGCGAGAGGGGGACGGGGCAGAGCUGGGACUCAGUUUCGGUAACAUCCCGAUAUUCGGGGAUCCGGAGGGGGAGGACAGGAAGAAGGGAGGGAGGAGGAGGAGGAGGAGGAAGGGGGAUCAGGGACCCGUGUUGGACGUGGGCUGUAUCUGGGUGACGGAAGUGAGGAAGAGAAGUCCCGCGGCGAGGUGCGGUAGAAUCAAACUACGAGACGAGGUGCUGUCACUCAACGGUCAGCUGAUGGUGGGCGUCGACGUCACGGGAGCCAGUUACCUGGCUGACCAGUGCUGGAAUGGAGGCUGCAUCUACCUGAUCAUGCUGCGAAGGAUCAAGCGUAAAGCCCCUCUCCCUCCGUGCAAUGGAAACGGCAACGCCACCGUCACCGGUGGCAGCGGUGGCAUCCAAGUUGGCCGAAACUCCCUGGACCGUAGGAGCAACGUGUCCUCCGAGCCUCUUGACAGCCUUGCGACGCAGACCGGUGGCAGCAAACGGACGCGAAAGUUUGGCAUCAUCGCCCGGUCGACGUUCAAUCGUGACAGUAAAGAGCUGGGCCCUAAGAACGAGAGCUGGGACGAUGGCGGUGGGGAAACGCCGGAGAACGGUUACCGCGGCUCCUCUGCGAUCUCCAUGGACACGAAGGUCACGCCCCCAGAGCCUAGUAGCUGCACACCUUCCAUGGACACGCCCCCGGAGGAGGAGCCAAGAGAACCAGGACCAGGGACUUCUCGGCCCCCUCUAGCGAUCCCACUUCAUCUGCAGAACGGUGGAGGAACCGCCACCCUGCCGAUUCGCUUACACAGAGGACUGUCACAACACAAGACAGAGUCCCUCAGCAGUGAUACCUCCAGUCAGCCCAGAGAGGGGAGUCGUAUCUGGAAGAUGCACAUGGUGAAAGGUCAGGAGGGGCUGGGGAUCCAGAUUACGGGAGGACGAGGGUCCAAGCGCUCCCCGCACGGCAUCAUCAUAGCGCACGUGGAGGAGGGCGGCGCUACACAGAGGGACGGACGUCUGAAGGCUGGUGAUGAGCUCCUGAUGAUCAACGGUCAGUCUCUGGUUGGCCUGUCUCAUUCAGAGGCUGUAGACAUCCUACGCUCUACCGCUGGACUGGUACAACUGGUCGUCGCUAGCAGGGAGGAGUCAGAGGUGGAUUUCCACCGGUACCCGUCCACCAGCCUGCCAGACCUGGUCAGUACCUGCGCCUCGUCUUCUUCCUCCUCUGCUUCUCCCAGCGACAAUCAGGAGAACAUGGAACCUCAUCCCAGGCACGGAGGUUGGGAGGACCUGACAGCCAGCAGCCUCAGUCUCUCUCGGUCUCGACCUACCAUACUGACUGAUCUGGAGAAGCUAGAGGACCGAGGCCGGGUGGAGGGACAGAAAGAAACCUGCCGCUCUCCUACAUCCAUGAAGUUCAGGAGCAGAUCACAAGGGGGCGGUAGUCGUCUGGAGUCUGUUGGAGAGGAUGACGAGCUGAUUGUGGAGAAUGGAGAGGCGAAGAGUGACAUGGUGGAGAAACCGACACGAGGUGGACGCAAACACUCCCUGCCUCAGCAGUUAGACACUGUGGGCAUCCGUCAGAGCUCACUACGCCACACCCCCAAAGCUGACUACGUCACAGCCCCAGAGCUCACUACGCCACACCCUCAGAGCUCACUACGCCACAUCCCCAGAGCUCAUUACGCCACACCCUCAGAAGCUGACUACGUCACACCCCCAGAGCUGACUACGUCACACCCCCAGAGCUGA
Messenger RNA from Salvelinus fontinalis (brook trout), 2887 nucleotides. RefSeq names its product PDZ domain-containing protein 2-like. Gene Ontology annotation, molecular function: protein binding. The coding region runs from base 542 to 2887 and encodes 781 amino acids. Lineage: Eukaryota; Metazoa; Chordata; Actinopteri; Salmoniformes; Salmonidae. The record is from RefSeq and is a predicted model, not a curated record. The transcript is spliced from 10 exons.